Messenger RNA from Colletes gigas, 547 nucleotides. It is a transcript of the gene Sbat, whose product is annotated as N-alpha-acetyltransferase 38-A, NatC auxiliary subunit. The record is from RefSeq and is a predicted model, not a curated record. NCBI's taxonomy places the organism in Eukaryota, Metazoa, Arthropoda, Insecta, Hymenoptera, Colletidae. Gene Ontology annotation, cellular component: NatC complex. Gene Ontology annotation, molecular function: RNA binding. The transcript is spliced from 3 exons. The coding region runs from base 161 to 535 and encodes 124 amino acids.
UUGUUGUAACAAAUAAAUUGUCACUUAUGAAAUCAAUUUUCUAAUUCUACUUUGUACCGAAUGUUUAGAUAUUCAAUAUUAAUAAUGCGACACUCUUUGACUUUUACAAAUGCCUUGGUUAUAUUAAAAAAAGUUAUCUUCUGAGAAAGUUUAGCUAUAAAUGCGUUUCGAUAAAAUCAACGGAACUGCAAAGAGUCGUAGGAGGGACGAUUCCCUUUGUCUGAAAAACAUGAAAGAAGGGCACAAUGUAUCCAACGUAACGAACGACGGUUGUGUCCAUGAAAAUGGAGAGGCUGUUAGUACAAAGGACUCCCCUGCAAGGAAGAAAUUGCGUACAUGGCUAAAUCGAAACUUAAAAAUAAAAAUGACAGAUGGUCGUGUCUUAAUCGGUUCGUUCUUAUGUACCGAUCGUGAUGCUAAUGUGAUUUUGGGAUCGUGUUCAGAAUAUCUAUCCGAGGAUCAUACAGAAGCAAGAGCUCUUGGUUUGGCAAUGAUACCUGGUAGACACAUUGUAACAAUACAUCUUGAUGCUUGAGCACCUGUGGUC